Micromonas pusilla CCMP1545 is the source of this 600-nucleotide messenger RNA. RefSeq lists its product as uncharacterized. The coding region runs from base 1 to 600 and encodes 199 amino acids. The record is from RefSeq and is a predicted model, not a curated record. NCBI's taxonomy places the organism in Eukaryota, Viridiplantae, Chlorophyta, Mamiellophyceae, Mamiellales, Mamiellaceae. Gene Ontology annotation, molecular function: protein binding. The transcript has a single exon.
AUGCUGGAGUGGUAUAAGAAGGGAGCACGGCAUGGCAACACUGAGUGUGAGAUGAUGUUAGGGCGACUCUACGAAGACGGAGACGGCGUGAAGAAAGACAUCCCAAAGGCCAUCGAGUGGUUCGAGAAGGCAGCCGCGAAGGGUGACGCCGAUGCACAAAACAGCGCUGGCAUCUAUCACUCCUGGAAGGGGCGUUACGACGAGGCGUUCAAGUGGUACACUAAAGCGGCCGCUCAAGGCCACGCUGCCGCGGAAUAUAACCUUGGAUUCCUCUACGACGACGGACGCGGCGUGAAGAAAGACAUCUCAAAGGCCAUCGAGUGGUACGCGAAGGCAGCCGCGAAGGGUCACGCCGCAGCACAAAACAACGUUGGCCUCUGUCACCACGAGAAGGGGCAACACGAGGAGGCGUUCAAGUGGUGCUCUAAAUCGGCCGCUCAAGGCCACGCUUUCGCGGAAUGUAGCCUUGGAUCCCUCUACGAAGACGGAGACGGCGGGAAGAAAGACAUCUCCAAGGCCAUCGAGUGGUACGCGAAAGCUGCGGAGAAGGGCCACGCUCUCGCGGCAGAGAGACUCCGAACACUCACCCCAGCCGCGUGA